AUGGUGUUACCCCGUCAAACAAAAUCAACUGAAAUUCGACAAGAAUUAAAUACAAGAAUAAAAAAACAUAAGACAACAGUAGUGAACAGUAAACAAAAAUCAAUUCAUACUAAACGAAAAAAAUUAACUAAACGUGUGGAUUUAAACAAUCCAUUGACAAAUACGAAAACCUUACGUCGAAGUCGACGUUUAAACAAUAAAAAAAGACAAUCAUCCAGUUCAUCUUGUGAUUACAAUCCUCCCGUAAUUCUUACUUCUUCUUCAUCAUCAACUUCAUCUUCGAAUUCUAUUCCUGUUGACACAACACCUGUAACUAAAACUUAUCCAUUACGAUCACGUUUACGACGUGCAUCGUUGACAAGUAGUAAUCUAAUAACAACAACAAUAACAAAAACAAAUCGUCGCUCACGCAUAUCAAAACAACAAGAUCCAUCAACAAUAUCAUCAUCGAUGGGUCUUCGUAAUGGUAAAAUAAUUAAUUUACGUACAAUUAUAUCAGGUUCAACAUCUCAAUCAGCCCAAGAAAUAACAACAUCAACACUUCCAUUACUUGCAUUCAAUCCUUUACCACGUCAUCAUCAUCAUCAAACAAAUAAUUCCACAUUAUCAGUAUCAUCAUCGUCAUCAUCUUCUUAUUCAUCAACAAUUUCAAAUAAUAAUAAUAACAAUAAUAACAAUGAAUUAAAUUCUACAAUAUGUCAAUAUCAUUAUUCAAAUAUUACAAAUCAUCCAUCAUUAGAUCCAACGAAAUAUUUUCCUGCUCGAUUGGAUAUUCUUCUUGACCGACCACCUGUAUCACGUGAAAAACAAAUUGAAUAUGGAUGGAAUCAUGAUGAUCGCUCCAUGAAUAUUUUUGUUAAACAUAAUGAUCCAUGCACCUUUCAUCGACAUCCUGUUGCACAAAGUACCGAUGCUGUUCGUUGUAAAAAAGGUUUCACAAGUGGUAUUCAUGUAUGGGAAAUUGAAUGGAAUACGAGACAACGUGGAACACAUGCUGUAGUAGGUGUCGGUACAAUAAAAGCACCUUUGCAUUGUCCAGGCUAUCAAGCACUUGUUGGGAUGAAUCAAGAAUCUUGGGGGUGGGAUUUAGGUCGAAAUAAACUUUAUCAUAAAGGUGUUAAUAGUGUUUAUGCUUCAACACAGUAUCCAUCGUCUGGUUCUAUAUCUCCGACAACUACAACAUCUGUAGUCACUGAUCCAGCUGAUGCAAUUAAUAAUAAUGGCAUCUCAUAUCCAUCGAAAUCAGAUGAAUGUUUUGUUGUACCUGAUAAAUUUUUUGUUGUUUUGGAUCUUGAAGAAGGAACAUUAGCUUAUAUCGUUGAUGGACAAUAUUUAGGUGUAGCAUUUAGUGAUCUUAAAGGUAAAGGCGCACUUUAUCCAAUGGUAUCAUCUGUAUGGGGACAUUGUGAAAUAACGAUGCGUUAUAUAAAUGGAUUAGAACCUGAUCCGCUUCAAUUAAUGGAUUCAUGUCGACGAGUAAUACGUAAACAAUUAGGCCGAUCGAAUCUACAUUUAAUUAAUCAAUUGACAUUACCUAAUUCACUUCGUAAUUAUCUCGUCUAUCAAAAACGUCAACCACUUGCUGAUAUUGAUGAUAGUAUGACAAGAAAACGUUUGAAUCAUAACCGAUUAACAUUGAUGAAAAUGGCGCCUGCAACAAAAAUAUUUUUGACACAAGAUGAAGCACUUGCACAUAUUUCCGAACGGCAAAAAAAUGAGACAAAUAUUAAUUUAGGUGAAAUUUUAUAUUUAUUCAGUUUCGAAUCACAACCGGAUGGGAACCGACGAUAUCAAGUUGCUGAUAUAGACAUCUUCUUUCAUGAAUAUUAUCAGUUACCUGCUAAUCAACGUCAUAUCUAUGAAAUUAUUAUUGAUAAAAAACCAUCAAAACUUUAUUUUGAUCUUGAAUAUGAUAUUGCUGCUAAUCCAACUAUCGAUGGAUCAAAAUCGUCUACAAAAUUUAGUCGUCAUUUAAUUUUUCAAACAAAAGAUCCAUUCUUAGAUAAUCUUGCUGUUGGUAAAUUUGUCAAUUUAAUCUUAGAAGAUAUUCAUGGCUGUAUAAUUAAUCAUCAAUGUACUGCAGCUCGUAUUACUACACCAUUUCUAACACAACAAACACAAUCAUAUCCGGAUUCAACGGGUUUUGCGACAAACCUUCUUACAACUAUCGAAUCACAUUUAUUUCGAUUUCAACAAUGUCAAUGCAUUGAUGAUUAUACACAACUUCCUUUGAAAGAUCUUAUUGAAUUUAUUGUAAAAAAAUCUGAUGGAAAUGAAUUAACAUGGUUUUGUGAUAUGAGUGUUUAUAUGAAAAACCGAGCAUUUCGAUUACUUCUAUCGAGUAAAUUUAAUCAAUCCGAAUGUUUUACAGUUGCACCUGAAAAUAAAUGGGAACCCGAUAUAGGACGUUCAUUAAUUCAAUCAACUGAACAUGAACGUCAAACAUUUAUGGCAUCAUUAGUUUAUUUUAAUGGACCUAUUCGACGUUUUAUUCAUGUUGAUGAUGAAAAUCCAAUUAAAACAAAAUCUGUUAUUUCACGUUCACAAAAGCAAUCAUCAUAUAUAACAGAUGAUUUAGAAAAAAUUAAAGGAGAUUAUCCAGAACUAUGUAAUUUCAUGAUGAAUAUUGCACGAGAUCAAAAUAAGAAUGAUAAUACAUAUCGUGCAAGUCGUUUGUAUAAAGGAAAAGAAGUUCAAAAUGAUUUUCGAUGGGAAAUAAAUUUUAUGUAUGCUGGAGAUUAUAAAUAUUGUGAACGAAUUGAACGUCAUCAUAAAAAUAAUAAUAUUUAUUUUGUCGUUGACAUGCGUAAAGGAACAUAUCGACAAAAAUGUCAUGAUCCAGAUUGUAAAUCUUUUCAAGGUAUUGAACGAAUAUUAUCGACAAAUGUAACACCUUGGUUAAUGGUAGUCAAUCAAGAAUGGGAAAGUCAAAGUCCCCGGUCUAUGCUAGAAACACUUUAA
Molecule: messenger RNA, 2961 nt
Organism: Adineta steineri
Lineage: Eukaryota; Metazoa; Rotifera; Eurotatoria; Adinetida; Adinetidae
Source: the annotation of a GenBank genome assembly